AUGAGCCAAGUCUUUGAAGGCUACGAACGCCAAUAUUGCGAACUCUCUGCUAAUCUCUCCCGCAAAUGCAGUUCGGCAUCUCUUCUUUCUGACAAAGAAGAGAAGCUGCAAAAAAUUUCUGAGAUCAAAACUGGAAUUGAUGACGCAGAUGUUCUGAUUCGGAAGAUGGACCUUGAGGCAAGAAGUCUGCAGCCAAGUGUAAAAGCAAUGCUUCUUGCAAAAUUGAGGGAAUAUAAAUCUGAUCUAAACAACUUGAAAAAAGAAUUUAAAAGAUUAACAUCUCCCACUGCUGAUCAGGCUGCCCGGGACGAUUUGUUGGAGACCGGAAGGGCAGAUGCAUAUUUGGCAUCUUCUGAUCAGAGAGAAAGACUAACUAUGUCAGUGGAGAGAUUAAAUGAGUCGAGUGAUAGAAUCAGGGAGAGCCACAGAACAGUGCUGGAGACCGAAGAACUUGGCGUCUCAAUCCUCCAAGAUUUACACCAGCAGCGUGAGACUCUCCUGAGCUCCCAUAAAAGGCUUCAUGGGGUGGAUAAUGCUAUUGACAAGAUAGUUGUUAUUCUGUUUUACAAGCUAUCUCGUUAG
Vicia faba (fava bean) is the source of this 582-nucleotide messenger RNA. The record is from the annotation of a GenBank genome assembly. Lineage: Eukaryota; Viridiplantae; Streptophyta; Magnoliopsida; Fabales; Fabaceae.